Molecule: messenger RNA, 3449 nt
Organism: Paraphaeosphaeria sporulosa
Lineage: Eukaryota; Fungi; Ascomycota; Dothideomycetes; Pleosporales; Didymosphaeriaceae
Product: calcofluor white hypersensitive protein-like protein
Exons: 12
Coding region: 434-3292 (952 amino acids)
Biological process (GO): fungal-type cell wall organization; GPI anchor biosynthetic process
Cellular component (GO): endoplasmic reticulum
Source: RefSeq, a predicted model, not a curated record
GUGUGAGCCGCGAGCAUUGACGAUGUGCUCGAAAUCCGAGCGUUUUCUUGCUAUCGAGCUGAUCUCUUCCUGGCGAACGUUAGCAUGGUUGCGCAGGCUGGAUCUGGGCCACCAACUCGUGAGAAAAUCUGUUUUCGCUCGAGAUCGUUGAGCUCCUCGGCCGACUGCUCGAGAAAGAAGCGCGCCUUGUCACUCGGUCCCGACAUGGUUGCGUUGCGCGUGUGAAGUUGUUCCACAAAAAAAAGUUGAAGGUUUACGUUUUAGGUCCCGCCUCGGCUCGGAACCCUGGGCCUGCCAAGAUCCCAGCACCGGACGUCAGGUAAACACUUCAGGGGAGCGUGCCAGCUUACGCGUGGAGGAACACACGACGCUCGUUCUUUUCUUUCUCUUCACAUAGCGGCGACCCAAUCCGAGGUUCCGCAAUUCCCCAGGCAUGCCGCCAAAAUACAGAGACAGCGACAUCGUCGCAAGUUUCAAUGGUAAAUGGAUUUCGUGGCUGCAUACCGCUGUGGCGUACACUGCAUUUAUCGGUGCAUUGGCUGCCGGCCUCUCUCUCCAUUGGCACAAAAUUGUACAAAAUGAGUUCUAUGGCUGGCCGCAAGAGUGGUUUCCGUCCGUCUCGGCCACUAUCGGAGAUCACUACCCAGAACGAUCGAUCUUCCAGCUGUUCAUUGCCCUAACGUCAGGUCCGCGAUUCGCCCUUGUAGGGUUGUGGUACGUUCUCACCCGCCGACCGAACUCGACGCUCCCGAAAUUCAUCCUUGGAGUUGGAAUUUUCCGGACGUUGACAUGCGGCGGGUGGACAUACAUCACUUCCACCGAUGACCAUGACUGGCACGACAUCUUCAUGAUCUCAUACUUGGUCUCUACGAUCCCGUGGACGUUCGGCGUAAUCGCCAUGAGUCCCAAGAAUCCCACAGCCGUUCAAUACCGCAAAUACUUCUCCGGGACUUUCUACGCCACAAUUCUUCCGCUGAUUUACUUCUUCAUACAGCACAAAGUGCACCAUGUGGCUGGAGCCUACACCAUCUAUUCUUUCUUCGAGUGGGCGCUGGUACUCCUCGACGUCGGGUUUGACGCUGUUACUAUGAUUGAGUUCCAGAACUUUGAGAUUCAGGUCAGAGAUCUCAAGGGCAUAAGCCGCGGUGCUGGCAACAAAGUCGUCGCCGACGCUAUUCUCGAGAAGGAAAAAAAUAGAGAGGCCCGUGCUGUCUUUGACAACCGCUUUUCCUGGUUCGGCCUGCUCAAUGCAGCAGCCGAUGUGUACACUGGGUUCGUAUUUUGGUCUAUGCUGACCUCCCUCGGAUUGUGCGUCUGGUACUUCCCUCUAUGGCACAUGGGCAUCUCCGGCUACGAGGUCUUGGUGAUGUGCACAGUUUCCCCCUUUCUCCUAAGCAUCAGACCUCUGCGCUACAUCUUCACGAAAUAUGUCCGCAUCUGCCACUUGCUCUCGCUCUCCGGCCUUCUCGCAUACCUUAUCAAGGACCCUGCCAAUCGUCUCUUCGCCGUCGGGUUCGGUGUGUGGAUGUCUUGUCUAUCAUGGGCUGCCACCUUCUAUGGAGAAAGGUCGCAGACUCACCGUCUUGAGGCACGCAUCUCGGCUUUUGCAAUUGGUUUGAUCCUCUCCAGUCUUGCCAAGUUCGCCUUUCAUACCAACAAUCCCAUCUGGCCUAUAAUGCAUGGACCAAACGACGGUUGGAACAAGACUGGCUUGGCUUUGGCUGUUGUAGCCGUGUUGGUUUCUACUCGUUCUACGGCAAGCUCUGGAGCUGACCUUCCGGCCCCGGGUCCCACCAAAGGCUCAGCAACACUCACCGCUUUCGGUAUCGCUGGACUCUUUUUCAGCAUGCACUCUCUCCUCUCCGACUCCAGCACUAUGAUUCUCUGGGUAUGGGAAGGCUACCCCGUUCGUGGUCCGCUUGCUGUGCCCCAUGGCGCCGUCACCCUCCUCGCCAUGGGCUUUGGUCUCCUCAUCGGUCUCUUCACGCCGUCGCUCGCUCGUUCGUGGGUAUUCUACGGCAUCGGCUCUGUCGGCGCUGCCGUCUUGACCACAUCCAAGCAUUGGACCGGCUACUACGGCGCACUCGUCCUUGCAGUGUACACCAUGGCCGCAGCACCUGUUCUCCUAGGCCAAGCAGCACGCCACUCUCCCGCCAAAACCUUCGGCAUCGGGUUCCUCGUGUACAACUUCCUCGUCUUAGCCCACGUCUGGAUCGUCGCCUACGCCUUCGUCCCCGGCGGCCCCCUCAUGCGAGAGCACACCGACUGGGUCAUGAGCGCAAUGAUGCUCUGCAUUGGCGCGGGCGUCUUCAGCCUCUCCGCGCAACCCCCCUCCCCUAAAGCCAAAGGCAAGCCCACAGCCCCCAACCCCGCCGCCCGCAAACAGCGCGCCUACUACGUCUACGUCCUCCUCUUCCUCGAGCUCCUCGCAAUCUCCGUCGCCUACCUCCGCUUCCCCUCGUACAACUACACUCCCUACCACCCCGAAACCAAGAGCAUCACCGCUGGCAUCUGGACCAUCCACUUCAGCCUCGAUAAUGACAUGUGGAGCUCGGAGCGGCGCAUGCGCGACGUGAUCCGCGAGCUCGAAAUCGACGUCAUGGGGCUCCUCGAGUCGGACCUCCAGCGCAUCAUCAUGGGCAAUCGCGACACGACGCAGUUCCUCGCCGAGGACCUGGGCAUGUACGUCGACUUCGGGCCCGGCCCGAACAAGCACACGUGGGGCUCGGCGCUGCUGUCUAAAUUUCCGAUUGUAAACUCCACGCACCACCUCCUCCCCUCGCCGGUGGGCGAACUCGCGCCCGCGAUCGAGGCCACCAUCGACGCGUACGGCGAGCUGGUGGAUGUCUUUGUGUUCCACUCGGGGCAGGAGGAGGAUCCCGAGGACAGGCGGCUCCAAAGCGAGUAUCUGGCUGCCCGCAUGAAGGCCACCCCACGCCCCGCGAUUCUGCUAAGCUACCUCGUGACGAAGCCGCUGCAGGGCAAUUACCACACGUAUGUGGGUGAGAAGAGCGGGAUGCGGGAUAUCGAUCCGUCCGACUGGGACCGCUGGUGCGAGUAUAUCCUGUAUAAGGGGUUGCGCAGGGCGGCGUAUGCAAGGGUGAGUCGGAGCACGAUUACGGAUACGGAGAUUCAGGUUGGAAAGUUCGUCGUGGGGCAGCCCGAGGGAUCGAAUGAUAUCAUUCCGGAAGAGCAGGUACCGGAGGGACUAAGGUUCCCGGCUUUGUUUAGGGGGCAGGGUGUGCGCGGGCAUCGGUACCAUGUUUUCGAUGAGCCGCGGUACUACGCGUAAGAGCAGAAUUUUGUAUGGAUAUUUUAGGGUGGAAUGCAAAAUGGGGUGAAGGAAGUUUAGGUACUGCUCAAUGUAAGUACGUGUAUGAUACGAAAAGAGGAAGAAUCGCUGGAACGCAAGUUUGAAAAGGAUGUCGUUGUAAAAUGCAAUAUCUACC